AUGGAUCAGUUUGUUAUUGAAUCAACCAAGAAAGAUGUCGCACCAAAGGCAAUGAAGAAUGGAUUGACUCGUUUCGAAGAGAUAUUAGAGCACAAUCAUGGUGUAUUAGAUAAUAUUUUACAUACUUUGGAUCCAAAACUUCAUUCUCUUGGUUAUCUCUUUGUCUUAAAAGCAAAGAUUAGUGACUCUAGAAAGAAUCAACAAAGCUAUAUUACUCAAGUUAUAAAUUUCAUACAAGUUGCCACUUCAGAACAAAUCAAAGCUGCACCAGUUCAUUGUAAACAUCUUGGAGAUCUUUUGCAUCAAUUGAGACAACCAGCAAGAGGAGUGUUACCAUUGAAGCAUGCGAUCUGUGCGUUGACAGAUCGUCCAUCACAAUUGACACCGAUCCACUCGGAUUUCCUCAUUCUCUGUAUCCUCUCAAAGAGCUACCACGUCGCGAUGCCAGUGAUCACCAACAGCAUUACCGACGUGAAUCCCGAGCAGACAUCGAUCGCCAUCAAAGAUGUUCUCGCCUAUUUCUACUAUGCCGGUAUCGUCUUUGCCACCAUGAAGAAGCACAAGCAGGCAUUGGAGUCGUUCAAGCAGGUCUGGACUGCACCGGCACACGCACUCAGUGCCAUUGCAAUCGAGUCCUACAAGAAAUACUAUUUGGUGUUCCUCUCGGUGCACGGUACCACCCCAGGAUUCCCCAAGUACACUCCAUUCGUAGUGCAACGUACCAUCAAGAAUCACUGUAAGACAUACAUUGACUUUGGUACCUGUUAUCUCAGCGGUAACAUGGCUGAGAUUAACACCAAAUUCCAUCAAAAUGCUGAGACUUUCCAAAAGGAUAACAAUAUUGGUUUAGUUAAAUUAUCUAUUAGAUCGAUACAUAGAAGAAAUAUUAAGAAAUUGACUCAAACCUUUAUGACUUUGUCGAUUCGUGAUAUCGCCGACAAUGUAAAGCUUUCACCAGCUGAUGCCGAAGCUAUUGUUUUAAAGAUGAUUGAAGAUGGUGAAAUAUUUGCAACUAUCAGUCAAAAGGAUGGUAUGGUUACAUUCCAUGAGAACCCACAAUCAUUCAGUGGACACUCAAUUUUGAAUGAAUUGGAACAACAGAUCAAUGGUGUCGUAUCUCUCGAGACCAAAUUGAGAGCUAUCGAUGAGCAGUUCUCUGUUAGUACACCAUAUCUAAAGAGACUUUUGAAUGCCGAAAAGAAAAUGUCAUCCCAAUACGAUAGUUAUUUUUAA
Heterostelium album PN500 is the source of this 1233-nucleotide messenger RNA. RefSeq names its product PCI domain-containing protein (gene CSN3). Bases 1 to 1233 code for a protein of 410 amino acids. NCBI's taxonomy places the organism in Eukaryota, Evosea, Eumycetozoa, Acytosteliales, Acytosteliaceae. Gene Ontology annotation, cellular component: COP9 signalosome. The transcript has 6 exons. The record is from RefSeq and is a predicted model, not a curated record. Gene Ontology annotation, biological process: ubiquitin-dependent protein catabolic process.